Zerene cesonia (dogface butterfly) is the source of this 3243-nucleotide messenger RNA. It is a transcript of the gene Gprk2, whose product is annotated as G protein-coupled receptor kinase 2. Gene Ontology annotation, cellular component: cytoplasm. The transcript is spliced from 14 exons. The coding region runs from base 462 to 2279 and encodes 605 amino acids. Gene Ontology annotation, molecular function: ATP binding; G protein-coupled receptor kinase activity. Gene Ontology annotation, biological process: regulation of signal transduction; protein phosphorylation; signal transduction. Lineage: Eukaryota; Metazoa; Arthropoda; Insecta; Lepidoptera; Pieridae. The record is from RefSeq and is a predicted model, not a curated record.
UGGCACCGUGCUUUUGCUUGCCUAGUAUUUUUUUGUAGCGUAUUGCUGCUGUCGUCGAUAACUCGAUGCGAUCUCGGGGCGUGUUCUUCGUAGCUAUAAAGUAAAAGAAACAGACCGGCUAACCUAAAUAGCAGUAUACUUGAAAACAAACCUCAUUAUUUCGGAGCAUAUAAUAAUUAGGAUACGAACGUAACUACAAGUCGUCACACCCCUGUGAAAGAUCGGUAUUCCGUGGUCGGUUGCGUGUUCGUUGAAAGAGUUGUGGUAUCUGUGAGAACACCUAUGUGCGUUUAAUAAAUGGUUGAUGAAAUCUAAUGUUGUGCAGUGUUAAGUUUUCUGUGUGAUCCCUCGUUGUUCAUUGAUGGGCGGCUUAUUGCACGGAGAGACGGCGGCAGUUCGGCCGCAAAGGCGGAUAACAGCUUCCUGGAGGGUCUUUAAUAAAAUCCGCCACACUGGAACUGAUGGAAUUAGAAAAUAUAGUAGCCAACACUGUCUACUUGAAAGCCAGAGAGGGCGGUUCCGAUAGCAACAAGGGCAAGAGUAAAAAGUGGCGAAAGAUCCUCCAGUUUCCUCACAUAUCGCAAUGCUUAGAUAUAAAGACAAGAAUAGAUAUAAACUACGACUACAUAGUCGACCAGCAGCCGAUCGGCAAGUUGCUGUUCAGACAGUUCUGCGAGAAGAAUCGGCCGCACUACCACAAGUACAACAGCUUCCUAGAUGCGCGCCCCGACGUUAUUCAGGCGGAGCGCUACGAGGUGGAGGUGGACGAGGGGCGGGUGGCGCUCGCGUCGGAGGUGUUCAGCCACUUCCUGAAGGCGGAGGACGGGGAGGCGGUCACGGACGUGGUGCCCGCCGCCGUUAUUGAGGACGCGAGCGCGUUGCUUGAAGGCGGCUCGAAGGACAUAUUCAGCGAGUGCAUACGAUGCGUCAAGAACUUCCUCGCCGGCACACCGUUCGCGGAGUUCGAGCGCUCCAUGUACUUCCACCGCUACCUGCAGUGGAAGUGGCUGGAGGCGCAGCCGGUCACGCAGAACACGUUCCGCAUGUACCGCGUGCUCGGCAAGGGCGGCUUCGGGGAGGUGUGCGCGUGCCAGGUGCGCGCCACCGGCAAGAUGUACGCGUGCAAGAAGCUGGAGAAGAAGCGGAUCAAGAAGCGCAAGGGCGAGGCGAUGGUGCUGAUCGAGAAGCAGAUCCUGCAGCGGAUCAACUCGCGGUUCGUCGUCAACCUCGCCUACGCGUACGAGACGAAGGACGCGCUCUGUCUCGUUCUCACCAUUAUGAACGGCGGCGACCUCAAGUUCCACAUAUACAACAUGUGCGGCGCGGAGAGCGGGCUCGGCCUCGAGCGCGCGCGCUUCUACGCGGCGCAGGUCGCCUGCGGCCUCGAGCACCUGCACAAGAUGGGCAUCGUGUACCGUGACUGCAAGCCAGAGAACAUUCUGCUAGACGACGCGGGCCACGUCCGCAUCUCCGACCUCGGGCUGGCCGUGGACGUGCCCGAGGGCGGCUCCGUGCGCGGCCGCGUCGGCACCGUGGGCUACAUGGCGCCCGAGGUGAUAGACAACGAGCGCUACACGUUCAGCCCGGACUGGUUCUCGUUCGGGUGCCUCGUGUACGAGAUGAUCGAGGGCCGGGCGCCCUUCCGCGCGCGCAAGGAGAAGGUCAAGCGGGAGGAGGUGGACAGGAGGGUGAAGCACGAGCCGGAGAAGUACUCGAGCAAGUUCAGCGAGUGCGCGCGCUCGCUGUGCGGCGCGCUGCUCGCCAAGAGCGGCGGCGCGCGGCUGGGCGGCGGCGCGGGCCGGCGCGGCGCCGCGCACGUCAAGGCGCACCGCUUCUUCGCGCGCCUCAACUGGGCGCGCCUCGAGGCCGGCAUGGUGGACGCGCCCUUCGUGCCCGACCCGCACGCGGUAUACGCGAAGGACGUGCUCGACAUAGAGCAGUUCUCGACCGUGAAGGGCGUGAACCUGGACGCCGGCGACGACACGUUCUACGGCAAGUUCAACACCGGCUCCGUGUCCAUCCCCUGGCAGAGCGAGAUGAUCGAGACCGGCUGCUUCGCGGAGCUCAACGUGUUCGCUAAGGACGAGAGCGGCACGGAGGCGCGCAGCAGCGACCUGCAGCUGGACGCGGCGCCCGACACCGCCGCAGAGGACACCGGCUGCUUCCACUUCGCCGCCAAGGUGCUGUGCCCGCAGAAGAAGGUGUCGGCGCGGCUGCGGCCCGUGGCGGUGCCGGCGCACCUGCUGCAGCCCGCCUCGCCGCCGCCCGACGCCAGCUGACCGCCGCCGACCGUGGUUGGACAAAAACGCACAUUUUAUUUUGGGUAAAUAAUACAUUUGUUGGUGUGCACUGUGACAUCCAAAUGACGUAUAAUUUUAUAGACAUUAAACGUAGUCCCAUAUUUUCAAUUAAUGUUAUGAAUAUUUAAUCUGUUGAACAAUUUAUAUGUGUUCGAAAUUAGAAAAAUUCAAAUUUUAAAAUUAGCGUUCCAUUCGUUUGGCCAUUUCGUGUCACAGUCAUACAGAGCAUUAUACGUAAUACGAUACACAAAGCACAAGUGAAAAUCGCCACUAUUACUAUCUGUAUAAGCGUUACAAUUAUCUAGCAAAUGUUACCUCUGUAUGUGUUAAAGUAUUUUUUUUAAUCUGUUUUCAUCGCGUGUAUUAUUUUUUAACAUUAAACGAUGUGUCAAUUAUUAUUUUUACAAAUGUAUAGCGCAACAUAGUACUUCAGAAUGUAAAUGAGAUUUGGUGUUAUAGAUUAUUUAUAUUGUAUAGUCGAAAAGGAAAUAGAAUGAAAUACGCACAGAUAGAACAAUUUUUCGUAUUUUUUUUGUAUCAAAUAGUGGAAAAGAUUUUGGCGGCAAUUUCUAUUAGUCGUCUUUUAAUCUUCAAAGUACGAAAGCAUAACCAGUUAUGUGAGAAAUGGGUAGGAAUGUAAAAGUUUAAUUUUGUUGAAGUUUUUACGGUAUUUGAACUGAAUUAAAAAAAAAUGUGAAUAAUGUUUUUCAUGGUUUAAUAGUAUACAAUUUAAAAUCAUGUUUAUUUUUUAAAUAUUAUUUUAAAAGUUUAUUAUCGUGAAAAACAGGACUUACCUACAUUGAAACCCUUUCAAUACACACAUGUGAUGCUAUGCAUUUCUCACUCAAGCAGAUUGUAAAUAAUAUUAUUAAUAGAAUACGUUAAUAUUAUUGGAUAAUAAAGCGAAUAUGUGUUUAAGGACAAUUAUGACGACUAAUCAUUC